GUCAGAAAACCAAUGGAAGAGGCUUACCACGUGUUUGAAAAAUGCCUCAAAGAAGGGGUUCAAACAUCCAAAACCUCAUGUGACAAAACCCUGAAGUCCAUCUUACACCCUGUACAUAUUUGAAUUAUAAUUAUAUGAAAACAACUUAUUUUACACUAUAUUUGGACAUGUUGAAAGUUGUGUGUUUUCCAUUUCAGAGAAAGAUGCGAAAUGGUGGGUUUCAUAGGACGCUAAAGUCUGUAGUUGAGAACGGUGGCGUCUACAAACCAAAGAAAGGGAAACAAAUAAACAUCAACAUGAAGCUAGCUUCAUAUCUGACCAACAGCAUUGAUGAGGAAUUCAGGAAGACCUUCCCAAAUGAAGUCAAAUGUGGACCAUUCAACGGAGUCAUUGAUACAUUUUCACUUGAUACAGAUAAGCUGAUUCAAAAGUACAAAGAUGUCGGAUUGCAACUGAACUUUCUGAAGACAGAGGAAGACAAAAUUCAGGCAAAACUCAACAAGAUCAUCCAGAGGCGUAAGAAAUCCAUCUACAACAGUCUGACAGAGAAAAUAGUGGAAAUCAUGGAGGAAUCCUACAAAAAAGCAGCAGAGUUUAGAGGAAAAGGCUCACUGGAGAAAAUGAGGAGAACUAUUGCCACACAUGUACAUGAAAACAUCAUCAUGUUUGAGGAGGCCAAAGAUGUCAUGUUGAACCAGCUGAAUUAUUUGAAGGAGGACAUCCUGGAGAUACUGGAGGGAACCAUGAGGGAAUCCAUUGAGCUCUCACUGAAGACAGAUGACAACUCAGUCCCAGAUGUUCCAACUGAACUUGAGAUGGUGAAGCGAUACUACGAUGAACUGAAAGACAAUCCAGACGGAGAAACAUCACUACUGGGCUUCCAUCAGUGGACAGAAACAUCAGAGGCCUGGUCUCCCACUGAACAUCUCUGAGGAUCACUGACUCAACACAGGACACUCUGGAUUUGGUCUCAACCAUUUUUAUUAAGUUGGUUUCUGUGUAUGUUUGAUGCUUUGGUUUGAUUUGUUCAUUGACUUUGUUUUUAUGAAUUUUGUGCUGAGAGAUUACAGAUUUUUUUUGAAGUUUUAUUUCAUUUAUUGAUUCCAGUCCAGAGGCAACUAAAAAAGUAGAGAGAGAUGAAAUGCAAAGAGCCCUGGUUGGAUUUG
This is a messenger RNA of Acanthochromis polyacanthus (spiny chromis), 1166 nucleotides long. Its product is annotated as nuclear GTPase SLIP-GC-like. Lineage: Eukaryota; Metazoa; Chordata; Actinopteri; Pomacentridae. The coding region runs from base 135 to 932 and encodes 265 amino acids. The transcript has 7 exons. The record is from RefSeq and is a predicted model, not a curated record. Gene Ontology annotation, molecular function: GTPase activity.